This is a messenger RNA of Musa acuminata AAA Group (dessert banana), 1094 nucleotides long. RefSeq lists its product as uncharacterized. The transcript is spliced from 2 exons. Lineage: Eukaryota; Viridiplantae; Streptophyta; Magnoliopsida; Zingiberales; Musaceae. The record is from RefSeq and is a predicted model, not a curated record. Bases 82 to 555 code for a protein of 157 amino acids. Gene Ontology annotation, biological process: mitochondrial respiratory chain complex III assembly.
CACAACGCAAUACUGUACGACUCUCCCCUCUCCUCGAGAGACCACUUCCGUCUCCUCUUACCCCGCUGUGCUAAUUGAAGGAUGAGAAGGACAGCGAACAUGGGUUUCUCUUCCGUGAUCCGGCGCGGACUUUCGCCAAGACUUCCAUCCCCUUGGCGAUCGCUCCACGAAGGGCCCGACACGAUUGACGAGCUCCUCGACCGCCACCUCGUCAAGAAGAGCCCCAAGGACAACGACGAGGACGACGAGCUCGCGGCCCAGCGGAGGCUCACGAGCACGCGGCGGGAGGCGCUGUCCCUCUACCGCGACGUCCUCCGGGCCUCUCGCUUCUUCGCCUGGUCGGAUGCUCGCGGCGUCCCCUGGCGAGAGGUCCUCCGGGAGAACGCCCGCCGCGAGUUCGAGGAGGCGCGCUUCGAGCGCGAUCCAGAGGUCGUCACCCGGCUGCUCAUCGGCGGCCGCGACGCGGUCCAGAAGGCCCUGGACAAGCUCGUCGAAGGCAGCAAGAAGAGGGUCGAGGCGGAGGAGCAGCAGCGAAGGGAUGGCGGCGGGAGAUGAUAGAUGGGCUUCAGAGAGAGAUAGAGAUCCAAGAAAGGGAAAUAUCUCUUGCUUUGUUGCCGUUGCAGGUGCAAUUGGAUCAGUGCUACUAUUUAUUUGUCUCAGCCAAACCAUAGGGGACAUCUACUGGAAUCUGGGUCCCCUACAGACCUGUAUGGUAAGCUGUCUGCUACUAGUAUCUUGUGUGUGUCAGUCACUAGGAUAGUCACACAGUCAUGCUACCACAAUACAUACACAAGAUUGGUUGGUUCUCUAAUGGGCAAUGGAGUAGUAGUGGCCACAACAAUGCUACCUCAACCAAUGAAUGAUACAGACAUAGAACAGUCUUAAGAGCCACGAACAGUGCUACCACAAUCGAUGAAUGAUGCAUACAGAUGUAGAACAGUUUUUCAAGUAUUGGAAUGACUUUUUUAUCUGGUGCUCUUUGGGUCCUCAGCGUAAGAAAAUAUUCUUGAAAAGAUGUGUCAAAAAACAGACAUACAUGUUGUUGUUGACUAGAUUAUUAGUCUGAAGCCUAUCAAAAUUGUGCUCUUUAUUUA